Parascedosporium putredinis is the source of this 2604-nucleotide messenger RNA. The record is from the annotation of a GenBank genome assembly. NCBI's taxonomy places the organism in Eukaryota, Fungi, Ascomycota, Sordariomycetes, Microascales, Microascaceae.
AUGGCUACUAUUACGGCACCUUUACCCUACUCGUACCAGGCCCUCCCGGCCAGGCGUUGGUUUCGAGUCCUCAACCUGCAUCCCGGGUCACUAGAUAGUCCAAUAUCGUGCGAGCUCGUCAGCACCCCGCUCAUCAGUGCUCCGACAUACAAAGCCUUGUCGUACCGUACCAUUCAAGUGACCCGUAGUCUUCACGAAGCUCUGCGACAUCUACGCCAUGCCAACGAACCCAUCACGAUUUGGGCUGAUGCCAUCUGCAUCAACCAGUCCGAUAUGUCGGAAAAGGGACACCAGGUCGAUAUGAUGGGAGAUAUUUACGAGAGAGCCGGCGAGGUUUUAGUAUGGUUCGGAAAUGAGCAUGCCGACCGUGCUGCGCUUGCCUUUCGGUCCCUGGAGGCAAUCAAUACGAAGAUUACCACGGGGACCGAUCGAGAAUCGUUCAACCCCGAUCGGCCCAACCCGGCACUUGAAUAUGUGGAGCCCCGUUUAGCGUCUGCCGCAGUGUUAGUCACAGCCACCCGGUCGACCCUACCCUCCAUCAUCACGGAGGAUUGCAAGGCGGCCAUCACUCGCUUGUACACCAUGCCGUGGUUCACGCGCGUGUGGGUCCUCCAGGAAGUCGGGUUGGCUGCCCGGGCCACGGCAUUCUGGGGAGACGAAAGCAUAGAGUUCAGUCACAUUGCCGAGUUUAUUCAGCAUGCCCGUAUUCACAGUGAUCUGCGUGGCAAUCUGGGACAGGAGAUACUUGGCCUACUCGCUGGCCCUCCCGACCAUGCGCUGUGGAAUGUCUGGUCGACCUAUGAUCGUCAGGGUUCUUGGUUGCUCCGGACGCCGGCUCUCAGAGAGUUUUCCGAGGCUCUAGCGAGUCAGACCAAGAUCGACUUUGUCCUCGUCUUGGAAGCGUCGAGGUUGUUUGGUGCGACAAAUGAUUUGGACCACGUUUACGCGUUUCUUGGCCACCCCAAAGCUAAACUCGCUGGACGCAACGAGCCCUUGGUCCAGGCUAACUACUCCAUAGGAGUCGACGAGCUUCAUCUACUCGUUGCCUCGAGAUUAGCUUUGGAGUCCUUCAACUUUCUCGCCCAAGUCCAAGUAACUGCGGACAGUCUCCUACCAGGAGUCACCGCCUCUCUUAUUGAUUCCGUAGCGGAGCAAACUGAAAUCAUGUCUCCCAAGGACUUUGAAGAAGGACAGCCUGGGCCAGGAAUCUCGUCGCAACCUGCUGGGACCUGGCAACGAAAGGAAACCAGCCGCCAUGCCAUGGUCCCCGAAGCUACGAGACGUUUGCCGCCACACUGGCGUGCCACUACAGAAACCGCAGCACCCCAGCCGAGGCAGAAGCGGAACUUCUCGUCGAGCAGUUUGUCUGGUUCUGCGCCGUCGCCAAUCAAACUUCCACAACGUGUCGUCGCAGAGAGGGGAUGGGCGGCACGCGAAUCGCGUUGUUCGUUCCUCCGGAUCGGCUUUGACGCUCCUCCACGUGACAACGAAAAUGGUGACAUCGAUGUCGAUAAUGACGAGCACAACGGGUGCUUCCACAAAAUUCGCGUGUUUGAGAGGCGCGAAACGCCCGGUGGAACAUGUACAAAUGUGCCGGAUAUUGCCAUGUCGUUCUCCGAUUCCCGGUUCGCCUACGGGCCGUUUGCGCCACAUUGGGUACCGCGCCAGUAUAUCGAGAACUACUUCUCCAUCCAUAAAACCGACUCAUACUUGGUUCUGAAUACUACCGUAGAGAGACACGCGGACGUGUGGUGGGAAGAGGAGUAUGAUGCCGUGGUGUUGGCAAAUGGGCACUAUUCGAUUCCAUACAUUCCCGACGUUGUAGGCUUGGAGGCAUACAUGAAGACGUUCCCGGGCCGUGUAGUCCACUCCAAAACGUAUCGGGAACCCCACAUCUACGCCGACAAGAGAGUACUAAUUAUCGGCAACUCCGCAUCCGGACACGAUCUUUCGACGGACUUGAUUCCGGUAGCCAAUUCACCAGUUUACCACGGGCGAAUUGUUUUUGUCGAUGGCUCGUACCUUGACGAUAUCGAUACCGUCAUCUACUGUACUGGCUACAAGCCCUCCUUUCCAUUUUGGGAUACCAGGGAAAAUGGCCGUCCAAUUUAUGAUUACGGCUUAGGGAAACUUGUUGACGGGUACCUGCACACAUUUUUCCAAGAUCUACCGACUCUUGGUAUCGUUGGGUUCCCUCGAGUUUUGACCUUUCGGAGUUUCGAAUACCAAGCCAUCGCGUUAGCCAGACUAUUUGCCGGCAGGAAUGCCACACCUUUGCCGAGCGUGGACGAGCAAGCAAGGUGGGAGAAGGAGAGGCUGGCCCGCACCCGGCAAGCGAGGAGGAAAUUCCACGAUAUCAGCUGGGAAGAUGGGGAAACGUUUGAAUACCUGGGGGCGCUUUUCAAACUUGCCGGGCUGGGCACAUUGAAGGGCCAGGGAAGGAUACCGCCGGCCCUCGGGGAGGACUUGAUCUGGGCGGUGGAAAACAUUGCUAAAUACCCACUCCACGGACGGAAUGGUGAACGACGUAGCGAAGAGACACAGGCAAUGGAGUCACCUGAAACCUCACCGGGGGAUGAUUGGGUGGUUGUUGAAGGGGAGUAG